UGUGUGUGUGUGUGUUCAGUCUCAGAGAUGGCCGACAGAAAGAGCAGCAGCAGUGCAGGUGUCAGCUCUCGACUGACCGUCAGGAGGAAAGAAAAAGCAGAAAAUGAGGCCAAGAAAGAGGAGAAACCCCCUAAGGAAGGAGAGAAAGUCGAGGUGAACGGGACAAGCGUUCCGGAGGAGACCGGAGAGGCUGCCACCGGAAACGGAGCCCCGGCAAACGGAGAGAACGCUGAGAAACCGGAGCCCAUGGAGCUGCCACCGUUUGAGAUCAUCACCGGGGAUCGCAUGGACCCGUUUUUCUACAAGUUCCAGUUCAAGAACGUGGAGUAUUCUUCUGGACGGAACAAAACGUUCUUGUGUUACCUGGUGGACCAGGGGCCCGGAGCCAGCGGGCUCCUCAGGGGCUUCAUCGAGGACGAGCACGCGAGCGGCCACGCCGAGGAGGCCUUCUUCCAGCAGGUGCUGCCCAACUACGACCCCGCCCUCAAAUACACCGUCACCUGGUACAUGUCGUCCAGCCCGUGCUCCGCCUGCGCUGCCAAGCUGACAGAGAUCCUGAAGGCCAGGAAGAGCCUCCAUCUGUCCAUCUACUCCGCGCGGCUCUUCGAUUGGGAGGAGCCUGAGAUCCAGGCGGGGCUAAAGGCGCUGGCGGCCGCCGGCUGCAAACUACGCAUGAUGAAGCCGCUGGAUUUCACCUACACCUGGAACACGUUCGUGGAGAACGACGAGCAGACGUUCGUGCUGUGGGAGGACUGCCAGGAGAACUACGAGUAUUACCAAGACAAACUGGCCGACAUCCUGCAGUGAUGCUAAAGAAGCAAUAGCCGACAGACUCCUGUCCAACAGUGAAGAGAAUGUGUGUGUGUUUGUGUGAACAAGAGAGAGAAAUGUGUGCCAAAAACACUGUUUUCACCUUCUGCGUCCACACUUUGAGAAUUGUUUAAAUACAUUAUGUGAAAUACUAGUAUACUUACAGACUCAUUUAGUAACCUUCUCUCAUGUUUCUGUAGUUCUGUGAAAUAAAGAAGAUUUAUACUUUUUAAUAAUUAGUUUUAUACGUUGUUUUGCUGCGACACGUUUCAUAUCGCAUACAGUUUAUAUUCAUCAUUUUAUAUUCACGCUGGUCUAAAUUCAUACUGAGCACUGUGAAAUAUGAUUUUGUAUUAAUUAAACUGAAAGUAAUGUUGCAGGUGUGUAUGAGAGUGUUGGAAUUAUUGUGCAAGCAAUAAAUAAAUAAAAAUGUCACAUGAGGAA
Messenger RNA from Carassius gibelio (silver crucian carp), 1254 nucleotides. RefSeq names its product apolipoprotein B mRNA editing enzyme, catalytic polypeptide-like 2a (gene apobec2a). The coding region runs from base 28 to 807 and encodes 259 amino acids. Gene Ontology annotation, biological process: cytidine to uridine editing. Gene Ontology annotation, molecular function: cytidine deaminase activity; RNA binding. NCBI's taxonomy places the organism in Eukaryota, Metazoa, Chordata, Actinopteri, Cypriniformes, Cyprinidae. The transcript has 3 exons. Gene Ontology annotation, cellular component: cytoplasm; nucleus. The record is from RefSeq and is a predicted model, not a curated record.